AUGCCGCUGCUGCUGCGCGGCGCCUCCCUCCUCCGCCUCUACCAGUGUACCUGUGGGCUCCGAAGUGCGAAUUUCAGUUCUAGAGUACCUGUACUAGUGAAUCUCAUCACCACGAGGGACAGAAUGAGGGCUACAUAUUCGCGUAGAGCUGCCUCUAAGAACAGUGAGGUCAAGAAGGAUGAGCAGCCAGUCAUAGAGAAGGAAGAUGCUGCUGAAAGUGAUUUGGAGAUAGAGCGAGUGAGGAGCAACCCUAGCCAGCUCCAAUCAAUGACUGUCAAGGAGCUCAGGGAGCUCACGAGGAGGAUGGGUGUUUCUGUAAAAGGUACCAAGAAAGAUUUAGUAUCAGCCCUGAUGAAUUCUCUGGGUGUGGAAGCAAAUGGUGAAGAGGGAAAAUCAUCCAUUGAGCUGGUUAGCCCCUCGGAAGUACCUUUGAAAAGAAAAGGUGGUGCUUCUGUUGUGGUUGAACAAAAACUAGCAAGUUCUGAGAUUAUUUCUGAAACACCUAGCAAGAAAAGAAGUAGAACAAAACAAAAGUCAAGCAAGAGCACCACUCUUGAGGAGAAUUCUGUGACUAAUGUCAAGCUAAGUAAGACUGUUGUCCAGAAGGAAACAUUUGUCGUCCAAGGUGCUGUUCCUAAUGAUGAUUCAGAGCCUUGGACUGUACUCGUGCAUAAGAAACCACAAGCCGGCUGGAUUCCAUACAAUCCUAAGACUAUGAGGCCUCCACCUCUUAGCAAGGAUACACGGGCUCUGAAGAUUAUGUCAUGGAAUGUCAAUGGAUUGAAAGCAUUGCUCAAAUCAAGAGGCUUCUCUGUGCAACAGUUAGCACAGAGGGAGGACUUUGAUGUGCUAUGCUUACAAGAGACAAAAAUGCAGGAGAAGGAUGUUGAAGUUAUUAAGGACACUUUGCUUGAUGGCUACACAAAUAGUUUCUUUACUUGCAGUGUGUCAAAGCUUGGCUAUUCUGGCACUGCAAUAAUUUCAAGAGUCAAACCACUCUCGAUCAAGUAUGGGCUUGGUAUACCAGACCAUGAUACUGAAGGGAGGGUUGUGACUGUAGAGUUUGAUGACUUCUAUCUGUUAACUGCUUAUGUACCAAACUCUGGUGAUGGCCUAAAAAGAUUGACUUACAGGGUCACGGAGUGGGAUCCAUCCCUUGGUAACUACAUGAAAGAAUUGGAGAAAUCGAAGCCUGUCAUACUAACCGGUGACCUUAAUUGUGCGCACCAGGAGAUUGAUAUACAUGACCCUGCUGGAAAUCGUAAAAGUGCAGGCUUCACAAACGAGGAAAGAGAAUCAUUUGAGACCAAUUUUUUGUCCAAAGGGUUUGUUGAUACGUUUCGGAAACAGCAUCCUAGUGUUGUUGCCUAUAGUUACUGGGGGUACAGGCAUAAUGCCCGGAAAGACAAACAAAGUCGUGUCUACCUGGUUCCUGGAAUCAAGCGCAUUGCGGCGAACAUGAGCUCCACAUCUUCUCAGCGUGGUUACCCUGCCCGGAGGGGGUCUGCGGCGAACAUGAGCACCACAUCUUCUCAGCGUGGUGGUUACCCAGCCCAGAGGUCUGGGGCGAACAUGAGCUCCACAUCUUCUCAGCGUGGUUACUCUGCCCGGAAGUCUGAGCCCUGGACUCGCCUUACCCACCAAGAGAGACGACCACAAUGGGUUGCUUAUAAUCCAAGGACAAUGAGGCCUCCGCCACUUAGCACUGAUACCAAUUCUAUGAAGAUUCUGUCCUGGAACGUUAAUGGACUGCAAACUAUGGUACAGUCAGGGUUUUCUGCAGAUGAAUUGGUUGGCAGAGAGAACUUUGACGUCUUAUGCCUUCAAGAGACACACUUGGAGGAGCGCAAUGUUGACCUUUUUAAGAACCUGGUACCUGAAUAUGAUUACACCUAUUGGUCAUGCAGUGUUGCAAGGCUUGGUUAUUCAGGAACUGCUGUGAUAUCACGGGUACAACCAAUCUCAGUCAAAUACGGGCUUGGCAUACCAGAGCAUGAUCAGGAAGGCAGGCUUAUUACCUUGGAGUUUGAUGAUUUUUACUUGGUCAAUGCCUAUAUCCCAAAUUCUGGCCGUGGUUUACGUAGACUGAAUUACAGGGUCAAUGAUUGGGAUCCAUGCUUUAGCGACUUCAUAAAGAAACUGGAAUGUUCCAAACCAGUAAUUGUUGCUGGGGAUCUAAACUGUGCUCGCGAAAGUAUUGACAUUCACAAUCCUCAAGCAAAAACCGAGGCUGCAGGUUUCACAAUUGAAGAGAGGGAGUCAUUUGAGGAGAACUUCACUAGCAAAGGCCUUAUUGAUACAUUCCGUAAACAACACCCGAAUGCUGUGGCCUACACUUUCUGGGGUGAAAACCAGCGCAUUACCAACAAAGGCUGGAGACUGGAUUACUUUCUUGCGUCAGAGUCUAUUGCCGACAAGGUCCAUGAUUCCUACACUCUGCCAGAUGUAUCGCUCAGCGAUCACAGUCCAAUUGGCCUUGUGCUGAAGUUGUAG
Miscanthus lutarioriparius is the source of this 2493-nucleotide messenger RNA. The record is from the annotation of a GenBank genome assembly. NCBI's taxonomy places the organism in Eukaryota, Viridiplantae, Streptophyta, Magnoliopsida, Poales, Poaceae.